AUGGGCCGGAUUACGGCUAAUCAGCCGAUAAUUGUGGGUGAAAGAAUGUUUCCAGAUCUGGGUAGAGGGGAUAAAUCCCUCUUUUGGUUAGAUCGGUGGGCUGGAAACAGACCACUUAAUGAACUUUUCCCUAACCUUUAUGCAAUUGAAAGUGAAAAAAGAUGCCGUGUUUUGGAUCGAUACAAACUAAAUCAAGGUAACAUAGAAUGGUUCUGGGGCAGUAGCAAUGAUUUGUCAACGGAUGCAGUUAAAGAGGAAUGGGCCGAGUGUUUGGCAUUGGUCAGCAGAGUCUCUAUUCGGCAAACUCCAGAUGUGUGGCGGUGGAAAAUGGAAGAUAAGUUGGUGGACUUUCAAGUCAGUUUAGUAAGGGAGGAACUUGAUGACAUAAGCUUAGUCAAUGAAACUAAGGUCCUUAAUUGGCUGCAUUGGAUACCUAAGAAGGUGAAUUGCUUCCCGUGGAGAGUGGUUUUGGAUCGGAUCGCAACAAAAGAGGCUCUUCAGAUUCGUCGGCUGCAACUGACCUCCGUCAACUGUGUUAUGUGCAAUGGGGAGCUGGAAUCGGUCAAUCAUCUACUCAUCACUUGCGAAUGGGCACAACAAAUCUGGUCGGUGGUAUUUCAAUGGAUGAAAAUUCAACUUCCGAGGUACAUUCUAAGUGUAGUGCAAUUGUUGGAAUUCAUUGACUCUUACAAAGGUGAGAAGAAAUUCAAAAGGGCGGUGUAUACAGUGGUGGCGGCUACUUGUUGGAUCAUUUGGCGAAUGAGGAAUGAAGUCAUCUUCAAAAACAAAUCUCCAACUUUGGUAAAAGCGAUUGGAGAUAUUAAAUCUACUUCGUUCUCGUGGGUUUAUAAUCGGUCAGGGUUAUUGGAUAUGUCAUGGGAUUUAUGGAGGAGUUUUAGUUUGUAG
Helianthus annuus (common sunflower) is the source of this 906-nucleotide messenger RNA. RefSeq lists its product as uncharacterized. The coding region runs from base 1 to 906 and encodes 301 amino acids. NCBI's taxonomy places the organism in Eukaryota, Viridiplantae, Streptophyta, Magnoliopsida, Asterales, Asteraceae. The record is from RefSeq and is a predicted model, not a curated record. The transcript has a single exon.